Messenger RNA from Hemiscyllium ocellatum (epaulette shark), 1635 nucleotides. Its product is annotated as solute carrier family 28 member 3-like. Gene Ontology annotation, cellular component: membrane. The transcript is spliced from 16 exons. Gene Ontology annotation, biological process: pyrimidine nucleoside transport; purine nucleoside transmembrane transport. Lineage: Eukaryota; Metazoa; Chordata; Chondrichthyes; Orectolobiformes; Hemiscylliidae. The record is from RefSeq and is a predicted model, not a curated record. Bases 1 to 1635 code for a protein of 544 amino acids. Gene Ontology annotation, molecular function: purine-specific nucleoside:sodium symporter activity; pyrimidine- and adenosine-specific:sodium symporter activity.
AUGGCUAAUCUGACAUGCCUUACAUUCAAGUGCUGCUACUCUGCCCCCUCACCUCUCUGUGGGUACUUUUGCAUGCUGAUUGCGGCAUGUAUUUUGAACUUUCAAAGAGCUCUUGGACUUCUUAUUUUAACACUGAUUGCCAUUUUCUUCUACUUUUGGGAUAUGCUUAUUGAGAAGUAUGAAGAUACAAUUGCUGAAUUUAUUUCUUCACAUAGCAAAUUCCUCCUACAACACUGGAUUUUAAUCAAAAUACUGCUAUAUAUGAUUCUACUUGUACUAGUUGUACUUUGGCUUAUUCUGGACACAGCUAAGCAAGGCACGAACCAGCUAAUUUCUGUUGUGGGACUUCUGUUGUUUAUUUUGUUCUUGUUCAUCUUCUCCAAACAUCCAGAUAAGGUAAGAUGGAGAACUAUUUUGUGGGGCAUAGGCUUGCAAUUUGUUUUUGGACUCAUUAUUUUGAGAACAGAAGCAGGAUUCCAUGUUUUUCAGUGGAUGGGAAGUCAAGUGCAGAUUUUCUUGAAUUAUGCAGAUGCUGGCUCAAAAUUUUUGUUUGGUGCAACGUACACAGACCACUUUUUUGCAUUUAAGGUUUUACCAAUAGUGAUUUUCUUCAGCACAACAAUUUCCAUAUUGUAUUAUCUUGGAUUUAUACAAUGGCUCAUUUUGAAGAUUGGCUGGAUAAUGCAAAUGUCCAUGGAUACAUCUCCCACAGAGUCAUUGGUGGCAGCAGGCAACAUUUUUGUGGGACAGGCUGAAUCUCCACUGCUCAUUCGUCCAUAUGUGAAGGAUCUUACAAACUCUGAAAUACAUUCUAUAAUGACUAGUGGAUUUGCUACCAUUGCAGGAUCUGUCCUGGGGGCAUAUAUUUCAUUUGGGGUUCCAGCUGCCCAUUUGUUAACAGCUUCUGUGAUGUCUGCUCCUGCAGCUCUGGCUGUAGCCAAACUGUUUUGGCCUGAGGUAGAAACUCCACACAUAUCAACUAAAUCUAACCUCAAGUUGGGUAAAGGUGAAGCAAAAAACAUAAUAGAAGCAGCCUGUUUAGGAGCCUUUGCAUCAAUUGCUUUGGUGGCAAACAUUGCUGUUAACCUUAUUGCAUUUCUGGCACUCUUGGCUUUUCUUAAUGCUGUGCUCUCCUGGUUGGGAAACAUGUUUGAUGAGCCUCGGCUUAGUUUUGAGCUAAUUUGUUCCUAUGUCUUCAUGCCACUUGCUUUCCUGAUGGGAGUAGACUGGAAUGACAGCUUUAUGGUUGGCGAGCUCCUCGGAGUGAAAACUUUCUUCAAUGAAUUUGUAGCUUACGAGAGGUUAUCUGGCCUGAUUGCCAAAAGAAUUGAUGGCAACCUUGAGUAUGUUGAUGGUUUGAAGCAAUAUUUAUCAAUCCGUUCCGAAGCUAUUGCUACAUAUGCCCUCUGUGGAUUUGCUAAUUUUGGUUCUGUUGGUAUUGUUAUAGGAGAACUGUCUUCUUUGGCUCCACAAAGACUGCAUGACAUAGCAAGUGUCAGUGUUCGGGCUCUCAUUUCCGGUACUGUUGCCAGCUUCAUGACCGCCUGCGUAGCAGGUAUAAAUUUUGUCCCUCAAGUCUUCUGUACUACUAGGGUCCUACCAUUCAGUGUGUACUUCCUUGACUUGUUAACAUAA